This is a messenger RNA of Brassica rapa (field mustard), 3072 nucleotides long. RefSeq names its product ELMO domain-containing protein A. The record is from RefSeq and is a predicted model, not a curated record. Lineage: Eukaryota; Viridiplantae; Streptophyta; Magnoliopsida; Brassicales; Brassicaceae.
UGGGCUUGAUUUAUAAAAAACGAUUUUCUUGUUGGUUAACUAACUGAGCUGAUCACCGUUGAUUAGGUUGAUAGUAAAUGAUCUGGACGGUCCAAAUGUGCCGAGAAUUAAUUUGGUGGAAGGGAGAAGAAGGCGGCAACUUAACGGUCCAUGAAGAGAUUGGCGAGAGGAAACGAAAAAGAGAGCAAAAACACUUCUGGAUCACAACUUUCUUCAUCCUUUUCAAAUUUCUAAAAGUUGCAAAAUUACAAUGAAGGAUUACAUUUUUGUUCCUAUUUUCUUUUUCUUUCUUCUUGUGUUUUUCUUCUUCUUCUCUCUCUUCUUCCUUGUUCAUCGUCACCGUGUCUAUACCAUCUCUCCCUCCUCCAUUCCUAAGUCAAUAACAGGUAAUUUAUUUCCCCUCUUCAACAUUUAAAUCAAUCAUAUCGAUUUUUUUUGUAAAACGUUGAAAUUUGAUCUGAAUAUCAUUGUUUGCUAAUGAUGUUUUCAAGAUGACUGCAUUGUAAAGUUUCAAACUUUACAAAACAAGUAAUGAUAAGAAAACCCCUUUGAUUGCGCUAUUGUGUUAGUCACACCUUCUAUAGACCUUUUUAUAAUACCAAAAUUUUGACUAAAUGAAAAUGUAAAUGAUGAUGAAUUGUUGAUUUUUUUGAGAAUGGAACAUGAAUGAAUUAAUCGUUCAUUACCCUUUUGAUUUUAUCUUGUUCCUUUUUAAAAAAAAAAUAACCAAAAUUAAGAAAGUAAAAAAAGUACAAUGUCAGAGACUUUCUUUAGAUGACAUUUCUCUCACUACCAUAUGUAUAACAACCUACAAUUCUGUUAAGCUUAGCUAAACGUGUUAAAUAAUCACAAAAAUAUAUCUAUUUUUACAAACUCUGACCUGUACGCAACCCAAAAAAAAUACUAAAACCUACCUGUGAUCAACUUACCUCUGUAUAUAUCUUCACCCAUCAUUUCUUUACAAGGUUCUUCAGAGAAGUCUAAGCUUUUUUUUUUAACCAUAACUACGCAUAACCUAGAGUUUUCAUUCCAAGAUUUUUUUUUUUGUUGCAAAACCAAUUACUUUUAUUCGUUAUUCUCAUACUAAUCUCUGUUUUGAUGACUCUUUAAUUUGGAUUUAGGGAAGCAUAUAUAGGCAAUACUUUCCUUCUCGUUUGUCUCUUCACCAAGAUAUCACCUCUUCCUUAUUUUCUUCAUCUAUAAUGUAAUGUAACAUUAUUAUUAUUUCAUCAAAUCAAAGACACCAUAUCAAUCUUGUAGAGGAGGAUGAAGCGUGGAAAAGGCGACAAAAAGGGAACAAAGAACCGAGAUGUCAGCGGUCAAGUAGUUCCGCUCACUGAACCGGUGGUUGUAGCUCCGCCUAUGGUUGGAACAAGAUCGUGGAUAGGAGGGCUCUUUACACGCUCCAGUAGACGUCAAGACAAGUCAAUCGACUAUACUUUGUCUCCUCUUCAGGAGGAAAGACUUCAAAAGCUGCAAGAUCGUUUGCUUGUACCUUUUGAAGAGACACGCAUUGACCAUCAGGAAUCACUUAAAGCAUUGUGGAAUGCAUCAUUUCCGAACAUUAAUCUCACAGGCUUAGUAACAGAACAAUGGAAAGAUAUGGGAUGGCAAGGUCCCAAUCCAUCUACCGAUUUCAGGGGUUGUGGAUUUAUUGCUCUAGAGAAUUUGCUAUUUUCCGCAAGAACAUAUCCGGUUUGUUUCCGGAGACUAUUACUGAAACAAAAAGGCGACAGGGCAAAGUGGGAGUACCCUUUUGCAGUUGCUGGAAUCAAUAUCUCUUUCAUGCUGAUCCAAAUGCUCGAUUUACAAAACACUCCAAAGCCGAAAUGUCUUCCAGGAAUGAAUUUUCUCAAACUCUUAGAAGAAGACGAGAAUGCAUUCGAUGUACUAUAUUGUAUAGCUUUCGCGAUGAUGGAUGCUCAGUGGCUUGCGAUGCACGCUUCUUACAUGGAAUUCAAUGAAGUAUUACAGGCGACUCGGAAUCAGCUAGAGAGAGAGCUUUCGUUGGACGAUACUCAUCGGAUUCAAGAUCUCCCUGCUUAUAAUCUCUUGUUCCAAUAGAGUUUUCUUUUUUUCUAUUUAGAUUUAUGUGUACAUUAACUGGAUUUAUGAAUGAAAAGAAACGAUAAUCAAUGAACCAAAAAUAAAAUAAAAAGAUUGAAAUUGAAUGAUAAUGAUGCAUAUCCAUCGUUGUUAUGUUCUAACAUUGAUGAUGAUGAUAGUGUGGAAGGAAACUAAGAAGUUAACGUGGAAUCUUUGACUUCUGUACUUCAAAUAAUCAAAACUCUUAUCGUUCGUCUUUUAAGUAGUAAAGAUCUUCACUCUUCUGACCAAGUGACCAGUAUUGUCCGUGUCGACAUUAAUUUGUUUAUGUUGAAAAGUCGGUCUGAUGUAUGACCUAUUGUAUAUUCGCAAAUGAAUAUUAAAAAAUAAGAUAAUGUUCUUUACGUUUGCAUUGGAGUUGGAAUUUUGAUCUUAUCCUCUACAUAUGACAAAACAGAAGGGAUCCCCACUUUAAAACCUAACGUGAAGGAUAAGAUUCCUUACCAGUUUCAACCACAUUCCCACGAUUAGUAUACAAUUCGAAAUGUCUAUUUCUUGGAGGUGGACGUUUUAUUCUUUUUAAAGUAAUUUUGAUAAUAUAGUGUACGUUUUUUUUUUUUUUUUUUUUUUUGAUCAAAAUUAAUAUAAUAUAGUGUACGUAAUGAUUCGUUUACAGUAGUAUGCAAUAAGUUUCUCCAUUUAAAAAAAAAAAAAUUAAAAAAACUGUUAGACAUGAUUACUACUUCAGUAACGGUGCUGAGGCACAAAAAAAGUUUCAAGUGAAGGAUGAUGUUAUAUAAACUUACAAGAAGGCAUUUACUCAGUUUCAACACGCAACAAGUAACAACGAUUACUCUGUUUCAACAAGACAGCAAACUCUCUAUAUACCGACAUACACUUUUCUCAAAAGGUUAGGUAUCUUAAAACGCUAUAUCCUAACCAAAACGCUACAAAAGCCAGAUCGCUCUUUUUAGAAAACGCCAGCGGUUCCAUAAACAAAAGAAAGGAUGGGGACUUUUACGAUGA